Molecule: messenger RNA, 2705 nt
Organism: Cuscuta epithymum
Lineage: Eukaryota; Viridiplantae; Streptophyta; Magnoliopsida; Solanales; Convolvulaceae
Source: the annotation of a GenBank genome assembly
CGGUUUCAAUGUAAUCUUGGACGGGUUGGACGGAUGGGAUAGGCUGGCUUUUCUUUGGGAACCCUACUCAAACAUUAGAAAUCAACUAACUUCUUCGGUUAUUCCCGCCACACUAAAAAAAAUGCAUUUGCGCGGUAUGUCUAACAUAUCUAACUAUUUUUGCUCCCUUCUGAAGCUCUCCUGCGAGGCACAAAGCCAUGCUCAAGUGAAGAAGCUCCAUUGCCGGAUAAUCAAAACCAUCCCGAGCAUUGAGACAUUCUUGCUGAACAACCUCAUUAAUGCGUACAGCAAGCUCGAACACCACUUGUACGCGCGCCACGUGUUCGAUCAAAUUCUCAGACCCAACCAGUUCUCGUGGAAUACCAUUCUCUCAACUUACUCCAAAUCUGGGAACUUUCACAAAAUGGAGGAGGUAUUUCACUUGAUCCCGAGGAAAGAUGGAGUUUCUUGGAAUUUGAUGAUUUCGGGUUAUGCCUCUCAUGGGUCUGCUGGUGAAGCUGUAAGGGCAUACAAAUUGAUGUUGAGGGACGGGAUGAAGAAUUUGAACAGAAUCACGUUUUCAACCAUGCUUAUAUUGUCUCUGAGCAAUGAUUGGACCCUGUUGGGCAGGCAAAUUCACGGACAGAUAGUGAAGUGUGGGUUUGAGCUGUAUGUUUUUGUGGGAAGUCCUUUGACGGACAUGUAUGCAAAAUCUGGCUUAAUCUGUGAGGCGAAACAGGUUUUUGAUGAGUUGCCCGAAAAGAAUUUGGUUCUGUCUAACACAAUGAUUAUGGGGUUUUUGAGGUGUGGGAUGGUUAAAGAGGCAGAAAGGUUGUUCAUGUGUUUGCUAGAGAGGGAUUCUAUAACAUGGACAACAAUGAUUACCGGCCUAACACAUAAUGGUCUUGAUAUAAGAGCUUUAGAAUUUUUCAGAGAAAUGAAACGGCAAAAAUUUACUAUAGAUCAGUUUACUUUUGGGAGCACAUUGACUGCUUGUGGAAGUAUGAUGGCCUUGAAAGAAGGUAAACAGAUUCAUGCUUAUGCAAUAAGAUGGUAUCACAUGGAUAACAUUUUUGUGGCUAGUGCACUUGUUGAUAUGUAUUCCAAGUGCCAAAGCAUCAAGUACGCAGAAAAUGUCUUUAGAAGGAUGAAGAUGAAAAAUAUUGUUUCUUGGACAGCAAUGGUAGUUGGUUAUGGACAAAAUGGACACAGUGAACAAGCCGUUCAAACCUAUAGUGAGAUGCAAAAGAAUAUGGUUAAGGCAGAUGAAUUUACCUUAGGAAGUGUCGUUAGUUCGUGUGCAAACCUGGCAAGCUCGGAAGAAGGUGCACAGUUUCACUGUCAAGCAUUAGUUUCAGGUUUGAUUUCCUUCAUCACGGUUUCCAAUGCACUUGUGACCCUAUAUGGUAAGUGUGGGAGCAUAGACGAGUCCCAUAAAUUGUUCUGUGAGAUAGAAAUUAAGGAUGAGGUCACUUGGACUGCAUUGGUUUCUGGGUAUGCCCAAUUUGGAAAAGCAGACGAAACAAUUGACCUUUUUGAGAAAAUGCUCAAGCAACGCCUUCAACCAGACGAAAUAACUUUUGUUGGGGUUCUUGCUGCUUGCAGUCGGGGAGGACUUGUAGAUAAAGGGAAGUAUUAUUUUGAUUCAAUGGUACGAGAUCAUAAAGUUAUGCCUAACCUUGAUCACUAUACUUGCAUGAUUGAUCUACUAAGCCGAUCUGGACAGUUGGACGAAGCGAAACACUUUAUACAAAGUAUGCCCUGUCAGCCUGAUGCAAUUGGUUGGGCAACUCUGCUAAGCUCGUGUAGAACUCGUGGUAAUAUGGAAAUUGGGAAAUGGGCAGCGGAAUCUCUUUUACAUACAGAUCCGCAAAAUCCAGCCAGCUAUGUCUUGCUUAUAAGCUUGCAUGCUGCUAGAGGAGACUGGGAUGAAGUGGCUUUGUUAAGGAAGGCGAUGAGAGAUAGAGGUGUGAAAAAGGAACCUGGAUUUAGUUGGAUCAAAUAUAAGAACAAAUUGCAUGUUUUCUCAGCUGAUGAUAAGUCGAGUCCAUAUUCAGAUAAGAUAUAUGUAGAGCUUGAGUCAUUGUAUCAUAAAAUGGUAGACGGUGGGUACAUUCCUGAUGUGAGCUCCGUCCAGCAUAACGUUGAGGAGUCUGAGAAGGUUAAAAUGCUAAACCACCACAGUGAGAAGCUUGCAAUUGCUUUUGGUUUGUUGUUUGUUCCUCCCAAGCUCCCCAUAAAGGUGGUUAAAAAUCUCAGAGUAUGUGUGGAUUGCCACAAUGCAACUAAAAUAAUUUCCAGGAUCACUGGAAGAGAAAUUUUAGUAAGAGAUUCUGUUAGGUUUCAUUUGUUUAAAGAUGGAAAAUGCUCUUGUGGUGAUUUCUGGUGAUAUGUUUUCCUCUCUGGUUUGGCUCAAUGACAUCCCAUUGGUGUCAUUUGCGUUUAGAUGGAGCUGUGAAUCCUUCUUGACAUGGUUAGGGAUUCGGUUAAGCUUUGGGCAUGUUUUUGUGCCGCUGCAAGAGAUGUUGAGUAGACAUCAAAUCUUCAAAUUAAAUCUAAGCUAAUGAAGACAGUUGGUGGACUGGUUGUCAUUUUAACAAUUGAACAACAUAUGCAGAAGUUCUUCUUCUUCAGGUCAUAUCGAAUGGACGCAGGCUGGUAUUAUUUGUUCGAGGGAUUAUUGAGAUACUGGGGAUCUUUUGGAACUAAAGCUUGGAUGUUGUUGU